Molecule: messenger RNA, 2124 nt
Organism: Drosophila navojoa
Lineage: Eukaryota; Metazoa; Arthropoda; Insecta; Diptera; Drosophilidae
Gene: yin
Product: solute carrier family 15 member yin
Biological process (GO): transmembrane transport; oligopeptide transport
Cellular component (GO): membrane
Molecular function (GO): transmembrane transporter activity
Source: RefSeq, a predicted model, not a curated record
UCAGCUAACGACGCAUCUGUUCUCUUCUAGCUGGGAUACCCAAAAUCCGUGGCAUUCAUCGUUAGCAAUGAGUUCUGUGAGCGCUUCAACUAUUAUGGCAUGCGUGCCAUACUGGUGCUCUAUCUCACCCACAAACUGGGCUACAACGAGGAGAUGGCCACGGUGCUCUUUCACGUAUUCACGAUGCUCGUCUACGUGUUCCCCAUCGCUGGAGCUCUCAUUGCGGACGGCUGGCUGGGCAAGUACAAGACGAUAUUGUACCUGUCGAUCGUAUAUAGUCUGGGCGCUAUGAUUGUCGCCAUUGGGGCUAUACCCUUAUCGUGGAUGCCAGUCAAGAUUGUCACCAUUGUGGGUCUUGUGAUGAUUGCUGUGGGCACUGGCGGCAUCAAGCCCUGCGUGUCGGCCUUCGGGGGCGACCAGUUCCGCCUGCCAGAUCAGGCCGCGGAGCUGGCCAGGUUCUUCUCGCUGUUCUACUUUGCGAUCAAUGCGGGCUCCAUGAUCUCCACGGCUGUCACCCCCUUACUGCGCGCAGAUGUGGAGUGCUUCGGGGACGAGGACUGCUACUCCCUGGCCUUCGGGGUGCCCGCUGUGCUGAUGCUCGUCUCGAUGGGGGUCUUUGUGGCCGGCAGGUUGCGCUACAGGGUGCACUCGCCGUCGGGCAACAUGAUCUUCGGCGUUUCGCACUGCAUAUCGAACGCGUUCACGGGCUGGCGCCAGAACCGCCACGAAGAUCCCCAGCCCCACUUUCUCGACUAUGCAGUGCCCCAUGUGGGACCCCAGAUGGUGCAGGACACAAAGUGCCUGAUCAAGGUCCUUCUGCUCUAUGUGCCCUUCCCUGCUUUCUGGGCCCUGUCCGACCAGCAGGGCUCGCGCUGGACCUUCCAGGCCACCCACAUGGAUGGCGACGUGCUCGGCUAUCAUAUCAAGCCGGACCAGAUGCAGGUGAUCAACCCGCUGCUCAUCCUCGCCUUCAUUCCGCUGUUCGACUUCGUCGUCUAUCCGCUGCUCGCUCGCUUCGGCAUCAAGCGCCCGCUGCAGAAGCUCGGCCUUGGCCUGCUGUGCGCCUCCAUUGGCUUCUUUUUGUCGGCGACCGUGGAGCUGCAUCUCGAGCGGAUGGAGCCGAAGGCUGCGCCCAAGUUCCCCGACGUGGUCCACCUACGCCUCUACAAUGGGAUGCCGUGUAGCUAUGAUUUCAUCAGUGAGCACGAGGCAGUUGCCGACUCCAUCGAUUCGCUGUCCAUGUGGUCCAAUCUGGAGCUCCGCGUGCCUCGGGCCCUGGAGGUGGGCUUUAGGGCAAAGUCUUCGAGCAAACGCUGCCCGAAUAUCGAGGGACGCCUGCACCUUCAGCCAGGCCAAUCAGUCAGCUAUUUCCUAACCAGGGCCGGUCUUCAGGAAUUCUCCGACGGCUUGAGCACUGUGCAGCGCCUCAAUCAACCUCUGCUGCUGCGCACUUUGAUCAACACGCCCCCGGAAGAGGGUCCCAUUCGGCUGAGGGCUCCCGUCUCGAGUCUGGCCGGCGUCCAGCUGGACAUCGGCAAUCUCUCGGCCCUGCACGAAGUUGCCCUCGGCUAUGGCGAGCUCAACAUCAACGGCAAACGGGCCGCUAGCUUCGACGCCACGAGGGGAGGACUGUACAGCCUCCUGGUUCAGGGCAACGCACGCGACGGCUAUGAGUACAACAUGCUGCAGGUGGUGCCCCCCACAACGCUAUCGGUGCUCUGGCAGCUGCCGCAGAUUGUGGUCAUGACAGCCGGCGAGAUACUGUUCGCCGUGACGGGGCUGGAGUUCUCGUUUACUCAGGCACCGAGCAGCAUGAAGUCGGUGCUGCAGGCCUGCUGGCUGCUCUCCGUGGCCAUUGGCAAUAUGAUGGUGGUGGGCAUAGCGGAGGCGAAGCUCGUGGACACCCAAUCGGCAGAGUUUGCGCUCUUCGCCAGCAUAAUGCUGAUCAAUCUGAUGGUCUUCGUCUUGCUCGCACGCAAAUACACAUACGCAGAGGAAUCGCAGUGCAAACCAAAGCCGGUCGUGAUGGCGCCACAGCUGGACAUACCACAGGAGCCCGACUUAUUACAGGAGCCCGCCGAAUCCACCUAUGAGCACCAGAUCGAUGCAUCAUCGGCGCGAUAA